CUGCAUACUUUGAAACGUUAUGACACAGAAUUGGACAGUAGUGAUUCUUUUACUUUCGGUUUUAUUUUCAAAUCCAUCGCAUUGUGGAAUACUAGAACAACAUUCCGCCAAAGUCUUAAAUUAUAAAUUAAUUGAAUGUUUAAAAAGUUUGUUUGAUAACGAAAAUACGAAUAUUCAAAAAAAUAUUCGUAUAGUUGUUGAGACAGAUUCAAAACUGGCAAAGUGGAAUUUUGGAGAUAUGUUGACGAGAUAUUUUGGAAUUGAUAAUAAUUUUGCUUUUGAACUGCGAACAAAAAGUAUAUACCAGUCGCCGUAUACAAUUCACGCAGCGGUCAUAUUGGUCAAUACUUUCGAAUCGUUUAGAACCAGUCUACUUCGCCAACGAAGUGUUAGCAGAGACAUAUCUGGCCUGUACCAAUUUUAUUAUGUGCUCUUUCAACCCACCGACGACAAUGCUGACAAUUUGCAACUUUCAGUACGAAAAAUUAUGUCCUUCUGCCUGAAGAACUUCAUCAAACACAUAAAUGUUCUUGUCGAAGAAGAACCCGGAAUCGUUACAAUCUACACCUAUUAUCCGUACAACGAACAAAUAUGUCGUGAUAGUACACCAAAAAUUCAUAACUACUUCGUAGACGGAAAACUUAAAUGGAACAAGCCAACAUUUCCUGCAAAAUUAAAUAACUUUUGGAAAUGCCCUCUUUGGACAGUUAUUGCAGAAGAUCCUCCAUUUUUGAGCGUGAUUGAGGAAAAUGCAAUUGGCUUCGAUAUGAAUGUACUUAAAAGUCUGGCCACCAUUUUGAAUUUUACAAUCGAUGUGCGGAUUAUAAUUCCAGAGAAACACAAUUCUCAUUUCAAAGCCUUGGGGGGACUUUUAGUAGACCAUAUUAACGACGGAGACAUCAUGAUCGGAGGAUUUCUUUGCUCCAAUGAGAGAAUCGAAAAUUUUGCUGCAGCGGCUUACUUUUCCUCAAGUUCCUUACAAUUAGUUGUUAAAAGACCGAAAACGUACAGCUCAUUGGAGAUUUUGUUCUUUCCAUUCGAUUGGUAUACUUGGCUGAUACUUUUGUUCAUUUUGACUGCGAGAGGUGUUGGACAAGUUUUGUGGAAGAAGUUUUUCAAGCACAUCCUCUGUUUAGGAACAUCUUCCUCACGAAUACAUCUCUUUUCAUGGCUAAUGGGAAUUCUGGUCAUACAAAGUUCCUACGAGGGAUCAGUAUUUAAAUUUAUCCAUAAUCAACCGCAACGAAAAAUUCCUGCUGAUUUCGAAGAAAGCAUUGAUUCUGGUUACAAAUAUCUCGCUAAAAAAUCUUACUAUUACGCAUUGGAACCUUUAUUCAGUAAACUACCGGGCAAGAUAAUUUACAUCGAUGUUCCUUUUAUGAAGAUGUUCGAUGAAUUAGACAAGUUUGGCGACAGGUAUGCAGUUUUUAUAACUUGUGAUGAACUAAUAAAUCACAAAAAUGAUGCAUCUCGCUAUGAACGAUAUUACACUCUGAAGAAGCCGGUUUUUAGUAAUGUCCUUUGUAUUUACAUGCCGAAGUUUUCGUUUUUAGUCGAAGAAUUUGACAAACGAAUAAAACAAAUGUCUUACAGUGGACUUAUAAAACAUAUAUAUGAUAAACUAGCAGCAGAUAGUCUAAGGAAAAAAAAUGUUGGUAAAAAGAAAGUUGUAACUAUGAUGACAUUGCAUCAGCUUAUGGGCGCUUGUCAGCUGCUUAUGGUAUUGUCAGGAAUAGCAACAUGUUUUUUUAUGUGGCUUGUUACUCGUCAAAGAGUCUUUACCAAGGACAUAUCUGGGAUGUACCAAUUCUAUUAUGUCAUUCUACAACCAAUCGCCAAAAUAGAAAAUUUACAACUUACACUUAACAAUAUUAUGGAUUUUUGUCUCAAGAAUUUCAUCAAACACAUAAACGUUCUUGUCGAAGAAGAAGAAGGUGGAAUCGUUUCUAUUUACACUUAUUAUCCAUUCAAUGAAAAAAUAUGUCGUGAUAAUACUCCAAAAAUUCAUAACUACUUCGUGAACAAAAAACUUAAAUGGAUAAAGCCUACAUUUCCAGACAAACUUAACAACUUUCGGAAAUGCCCUCUUGUGGCAGUUAUUGUAGAAGAUCCUCCAUUUGUGAGUGUUAUUGAAAAAAAUGCCUUUGGAUUUGAUGUGGAUAUUCUCAAAAGUUUAGCAGACAUCAUGAACUUUCAAAUUGAUGUCCAGAUAAUUCCAGAAAAUAAUGAAACACACAAGUUCUUAGAUCGAGUGUUAUUUGAUCAUAUAGACGAUGGAGACCUUAUGAUCGGCGGAUUUCUUUGCUCCAAGGACCGAAUAGAAAACUUUGCAGGAACAAAUUACUUUUCUUCAAGUUCCUUACAGCUUGUAGUUAAAAAACCGAAGGCUUACAGCUCAUUGGAGAUCUUAUUUUUUCCCUUCGAUUGGUAUACUUGGCUGAUACUUUUGUUCAUUUUGACUGCGAGAGGUGUCGGACAAGUUCUAUGGAAGAAGUUUUUCAAGUAUUUUCUAUAUUUGGGGACAUCUUCCUCACGAAUACAUCUCUUGUCAUGGCUGAUGGGAAUCCUGGUCAUUCAAAGUUCCUACGAGGGAUCAGUAUUCAAAUUUAUCCACAAUCAACCGCAACGAAAAAUUCCUAAUAAUUUCGAAGAAAGCAUUGAAGCCGGUUAUAAUUAUCUUGCCAAAAAAUCCUAUCUCUACGCUUUGGAUCCUUAUUUUAGUUCAUUUCCGGGAAAGAUAUUCUACCACGAUGUGCCUUUUAUGUAUCAAUUAUUUGACGAACUUGACAAGCGUGAUGAUAGCUAUGCUGCAUUUACAACUUGCGAUGAAUUAUUUGUCCAUAGAAUUGAUCCUUCUCGAUAUGAACGUUAUUACACCCUGAAGAAGCCUUUUCAUAAUAAUGUUCUUUGUAUUUACAUGUCAAAGUUUUCUUUUUUCACUGAAGAAUUUGAAAGGCGUAUAAAACAAAUGUCCUACAAUGGACUUAUCAAACAUAUUUAUGAUAGAUUAGCAAAAGAAAAUUUCAAGAAGAAAAAUGUUCUUCGUAAAAGAGUACCAACAAUUAUGACAUUGCAUCAGCUUAUGGGUGCUUGUCAGUUACUUGUGGUUUUGUCGGGAAUAACUACAUGUUUUUUCAUUGUAGAAUUUUUGUCCGAUAAACAUGACUUGCUGAAGAUUUUUGUAGAUUUCUUUUACUAA
Messenger RNA from Eupeodes corollae, 3199 nucleotides. RefSeq lists its product as uncharacterized. The coding region runs from base 20 to 3199 and encodes 1059 amino acids. NCBI's taxonomy places the organism in Eukaryota, Metazoa, Arthropoda, Insecta, Diptera, Syrphidae. The record is from RefSeq and is a predicted model, not a curated record. The transcript is spliced from 5 exons.